This is a messenger RNA of Alternaria incomplexa, 1161 nucleotides long. RefSeq lists its product as uncharacterized. The record is from RefSeq and is a predicted model, not a curated record. NCBI's taxonomy places the organism in Eukaryota, Fungi, Ascomycota, Dothideomycetes, Pleosporales, Pleosporaceae. The transcript has a single exon. Bases 1 to 1161 code for a protein of 386 amino acids.
AUGGGAGGUCUCGCGUUCGCGAAUGUUCCAACAGACUCCGGCAGACCCAUCAAGGUCCCUCGCCUGCCACCAGCACUGUACAAGACGCUCUCCGCGCAGUAUCAAGGCCUUUUGGAAACACUAUUCGUACGUGUUGUCGUCCCGCGUGACGCUCCAGCCAAGACAGACCAUGGGGACAUCGACUUCUUGGUAGAAGGCAUUCGGCCACCCAACACCAAAGAGGGGAUAUGGGCAGCGAUACAAAAGAAUCUCGACGCCGAUAUCCAUCUCCCACGCGGCGGGUCCUCUUCCUACGCCGUGCGACAUCCCGAGAUACCAGAUGCACACGUGCAAGUCGACGUCGAACUUUCGGUUGGAGAUGAAACCCCGGAAAGCGCUGAGCUCUUCGAAUGGACGCGCUUCAUGAAAGGCGACGCUGACCUCGUGCAAAUCAUUGGCGUCUCUCAUCGUCCGCUGGGUCUCACCUGCAAUGACCAGGGCCUGCAUGUACGAGUCGAAGAAAUUGAGCCAUACAACAAGAAGAAAGCGCUAUUAUUUCUCACACGAGAUCCAAAUCUCGCCAUCGCUUUCUACGGCAUGGAUGUCGCAAAAUACUGGUCAGGGUUCAAAGAUGAAGACGAUCUCUUUGACUGGGCCUCCAGCGGGAGGUUCUUUUCACAUAAAAUCUUCGAAGGGCGUGUCGAGAAGCACAACGAUCGAGCCCGGCAAGCAAAGCGGCCCAUGUACCAGCGUUUUGUAGAGGACUACAUGCCAGCGCAUCCCGACAGAGGUGAUGCAAACACGUGGACUAAGCAGCAAGUACUGGAAGAGGCUCUUACAGUUUUCAAGAAGCAGGAUGAGUACGACACUAUGAUGAAGGAUCAUCACCUCAAGACAGCGGAAGAAGAGCUCUGGAAGGAGAUCAAAGUCACGGUCCCAAUACAAAGCAACUCUCUCGCUCUCGUUCUGAAGGGCUUGAGGCGUUGGGUCGUGUUCCAGGAUAAUGAGCCGCGCAUUUCGUCUCAGCCCAACCUUGGUGAGCCUUUAAUCUGGUCCAAAUUUGUAUCGGCGGACAACAAAGACGCUGUGCUCAAGUGGGUGAAAAACAACUGGGAACAGGUCAAGGCUUUAGAGAAGGCGCGUGCGAAUGCUGCCAAGGAAGCCGCGAAAGGCGCAUCGUGA